AUACAUCUUGGCUCUCUCUCUUUCUCGCCUUCACUUUCCCUCUCCUGUGCGCUGUUUCGAAGCUAAGCAAGCAAAGGAGACAUGGCUGGGAAAGGAGAAGGUCCGGCUAUCGGAAUCGAUCUAGGAACGACAUACUCCUGCGUUGGAGUAUGGCAACACGAUCGGGUCGAGAUCAUAGCCAAUGAUCAGGGCAACAGAACGACGCCGUCCUACGUCGGGUUCACCGACACAGAGCGUCUCAUUGGUGACGCCGCCAAGAACCAAGUCGCUAUGAACCCCACCAACACCGUCUUUGAUGCAAAACGUCUCAUUGGGAGGAGAUUCAGCGAUACCACUGUCCAGAGUGACAUUAAACUGUGGCCAUUUAAAGUCGUUCCUGGUCCUGGUGACAAGCCCAUGAUAGUUGUCAACUACAAGGGGGAAGAGAAGCAGUUUGCUGCAGAAGAGAUAUCCUCUAUGGUUCUCACAAAGAUGAAGGAGAUUGCUGAGGCAUACCUUGGAUCGACUGUGAAGAACGCUGUUGUUACUGUCCCUGCUUAUUUUAAUGACUCACAGCGACAGGCUACCAAGGAUGCUGGUGUUAUUUCCGGGCUCAAUGUCAUGCGUAUUAUCAAUGAGCCAACUGCUGCUGCCAUUGCAUAUGGUCUUGACAAGAAAGCAACUAGUGUUGGUGAGAAGAAUGUGCUCAUCUUUGAUCUUGGUGGUGGUACUUUUGAUGUUUCCCUGCUCACUAUUGAAGAAGGUAUCUUUGAGGUGAAAGCCACAGCUGGUGAUACUCAUCUUGGUGGAGAGGAUUUUGAUAAUAGAAUGGUGAAUCAUUUCGUUCAGGAGUUCAAGAGGAAACACAAGAAGGAUAUCAGUGGCAACCCCAGGGCACUUCGUAGACUGAGGACCUCUUGUGAGAGGGCAAAGAGAACUCUUUCCUCCACUGCUCAGACUACCAUUGAGAUUGACUCAUUGUUUGAGGGCGUUGACUUCUAUUCCACUAUAACUCGUGCUAGAUUUGAAGAGCUGAAUAUGGAUCUUUUUAGGAAAUGCAUGGAGCCAGUGGAGAAAUGUCUAAGGGAUGCCAAGAUGGAUAAAAGCACUAUCCAUGAUGUCGUUCUUGUUGGUGGAUCUACCAGGAUUCCAAAGGUGCAGCAGUUGUUGCAGGAUUUCUUUAAUGGAAAGGAGCUUUGCAAGAGCAUCAACCCUGAUGAGGCAGUCGCUUAUGGUGCUGCUGUUCAGGCUGCUAUUUUGAGUGGAGAAGGCAAUGAGAAGGUCCAGGAUUUGCUUCUGUUAGAUGUCACCCCUCUGUCCCUUGGUCUGGAGACUGCUGGAGGAGUGAUGACUGUUUUGAUCCCAAGAAACACCACCAUUCCAACCAAGAAAGAGCAAGUAUUCUCAACCUACUCUGACAACCAGCCUGGAGUUCUGAUUCAGGUCUUCGAGGGUGAGAGGGCAAGAACAAGGGACAAUAACCUGUUGGGUAAAUUUGAGCUCUCCGGCAUCCCUCCUGCCCCUAGAGGCGUGCCUCAAAUCAAUGUGUGCUUCGAUAUCGAUGCCAAUGGUAUUUUGAAUGUCUCCGCCGAGGACAAAACCACUGGCCAGAAGAACAAAAUCACCAUCACCAACGACAAGGGUAGGCUGUCCAAGGAAGAAAUAGAGAAGAUGGUGCAAGAGGCAGAGAAGUACAAGUCCGAGGAUGAGGAACACAAAAAGAAAGUGGAGGCGAAGAACGCACUGGAGAACUAUGCCUACAACAUGAGGAACACCGUGAAGGACGAGAAGAUCAGUGCCAAGCUUAGCCCAGCGGACAAGAAAAAGAUCGAAGAUGCUAUCGAUGAGGCAAUUUCAUGGCUUGACAGCAACCAACUUGCCGAAGCUGACGAGUUCGAGGAUAAGAUGAAGGAGCUCGAGAGCAUCUGCAACCCUAUCAUUGCAAAGAUGUACCAAGGUGCAGGUGGUGACGCGGGAGGGCCCGUGGAUGAUGAUGCUCCUCCCGCUGGUGGAAGUGGUGCUGGCCCCAAGAUUGAGGAAGUUGACUAGGCAGUGUUCUCUCCGUGCUCAAACUAUAUUAUUUACUAGCUGGGUGGUACUUUGUAUUUUUGCAUUGCCCGAUUGGGGGAAAACUUUGAACUUGGAUUUGAUGGCAUCUAUGAUCUGGAGCCAUCAAUUUUGAUUUUUCAAGGUCGGUUAAGCUUUAUUUCUA
Molecule: messenger RNA, 2191 nt
Organism: Diospyros lotus (date-plum)
Lineage: Eukaryota; Viridiplantae; Streptophyta; Magnoliopsida; Ericales; Ebenaceae
Product: heat shock cognate 70 kDa protein 2-like
Exons: 2
Coding region: 82-2028 (648 amino acids)
Biological process (GO): protein refolding; cellular response to unfolded protein
Cellular component (GO): cytoplasm
Molecular function (GO): ATP-dependent protein folding chaperone; ATP hydrolysis activity; ATP binding
Source: RefSeq, a predicted model, not a curated record